AUGGUAAGGAUGAUUCCAGGGGUUUGUAGCAAUUUCAACGCUAAAGCAAGCACGGAGAGUGUUUUUCAUCCGUCGGUGAUUCUUCGAAGCUUCUACGAGUCUCACAACGGCGGUAGCUAUGUUGCCUUAUCAUAUCACAUUAAAACGAACAGAUUUUUUUCCACCUUCAAGCACGUACCAAUGAAAUGUACCUACUUCCACUUACAGGUAACAACCAGGUUUGCGUUACGCGGACAGAACUGCACUGGCCAAAAUAACUCAGUGCAAACGGAACAGCCGAUAUGGAAACAAAAGUCUGAUGUUGUUGGCCCGGCGAUUUGCAGAUGCACCUGGACUUCAGACAUGAUUGGAACUUUAAGACGAGAUCCGUAUCAUGCGGAUUAA
This is a messenger RNA of Opisthorchis viverrini, 384 nucleotides long. RefSeq lists its product as hypothetical. The transcript has 2 exons. Bases 1 to 384 code for a protein of 127 amino acids. The record is from RefSeq and is a predicted model, not a curated record. Lineage: Eukaryota; Metazoa; Platyhelminthes; Trematoda; Opisthorchiida; Opisthorchiidae.